UUACGUAUUCGUGUGGGGAUAUUACGUAAACCUCGGUCGAACACGGGUUUAUGGUUUCACUGCAUUUCCAGCGAGCCACUCCAAAACGCAAAGCAGAGCACACCCGAGUCCACCACCGCUCGCCGUCGGCCAAUGGCGGUCGCCCGUCGCCUCCAUCGCCUUCCCACGGCCACCGCGGCCGCCAAGCGGUCGGCCGGAACUCUCGCCUCCAGCCUAGGAGGAAUCGGCGCGAGACCCUCAACGGCCGCCCUGGCUGCCGCCGCUACAGCCGCCGCCGGCGCCGGCCGCGCCUCCGAGUGCCAGUCCCUCCUCCUCCGCAUGUCGCGCCGCCGCGGCGCCUCCCGCCGCGAGAUCGUGUCCUCCCUCCUCGCCUCCUGCCCCACCACCCCGCAGCCGCAGGUCUUCGACCUCCUCAUCCGCACCUACACCCAGUCCCGCAAGCCCCGGGAGGCCUUCGAGGCCUUCCGCCUCCUCCUCGACCACCGCGUCCCCGUCCCGGCCUCCGCAUCCAACGCCCUCCUCGCCGCGCUCUCCCGGGCCGAGUGGCCUCACCUCGCCGCGGAGGCCUACCGCCUCGUCCUCUCGUCCGACUCUGAGGUAAACGCAUACACGCUCAACAUCAUGGUCCACAACUACUGUAAAACCUUAGAGUUCGAUAAGGUUGACGCUGUCAUCUCCGAGAUGGAGAAGAGAUGCGUAUUUCCGGAUGUGGUUACGCAUAAUGUGAUGGUUGAUGCCAGAUUUCGUGCCGGAGAUGUGGAUGCAGCAAUGGCAGUGGUCGAUUCGAUGGCUAAUAAGGGGUUGAAGCCUGGGAUCGUGACGUACAAUUCAGUGUUGAAGGGGUUGUGCAAGCACAGAAGGUUGGAUAAAGCGAAGGAGGUGUUCAGGGCAAUGGACCAGUGCGGUGUUGCAGCGGAUGUUUGGAGUUUCAAUAUUUUGAUUGGGGGAUUCUGUAGAGUUGGGGAGGUUGAGGAGGCAGUGAAGUUUUACAAGGAGAUGCAACAGCGUGGUGUUACACCAGAUAUGGUGAGCUUUAGCUGCUUGAUUGGAUUGUUCUCAAGGAGAGGGAAGAUGGAUCGUGCAGCGGAAUACUUGAGCAAAAUGAGGGGUUCUGGUUUGGUGCCUGACGGUGUUAUUUACACAAUGGUCAUAGGUGGGUUUUGUAGGGCUGGGUCAAUGUCUGAGGCUCUGAGAAUUAGGGAUGAGAUGGUCGGUUGUGGAUGUCUACCAGAUGUGGUAACUUACAAUACCCUGUUGAGUGGUCUUUGUAAGCAGCGCAAGUUGCUUGAUGCUGAGGAGCUUUUGAAUGAGAUGAAGGAGAGAGGGGUUACACCAGAUUUAUGCACUUUCACAACUUUGAUUCAUGGGUACUGUAGGGAGGGUAACAUAGAGAAAGCAUUGCAAUUGUUUGACACAUUGUUGCACCAGCGCUUGAGGCCAGAUGUUGUGACAUACAAUAGUUUGAUUGAUGGGAUGUGCAGGAAAGGCGAUCUGACCAAAGCUAAUGAGCUUUGGGAUGAUAUGCAUGCUCUGGAAAUCUUCCCCAAUCAUGUUACCUACAGCAUCCUGAUAGACAGCCACUGUGAGAAGGGACAAGUUGAAGAUGCAUUCCGUUUUUUGGAUGAAAUGGUUGAUAAAGGUAUUGUACCAAACAUCAUGACCUACAAUUCCAUUAUCAAGGGUUAUUGCCGGUCAGGUAAUGUAAGAAAGGGGCAGCAGUUUUUGCAAAAGAUGAGGCAAGACAACAUAUUACCAGAUUUAAUUACUUUCAACACCCUGAUCUAUGGUUAUGUUAAAGAAGAAAAAAUGGACGAAGCUUUCAAUGUGUUUAACAUAAUGGAGAAGGAAAUGGUACAGCCAGACGUUGUCACAUAUAAUAUGCUCAUAAAUGGGUUUUCUGAACAUGGCAAUGUGCAAGAAGCUGGUUGGAUUUUCAAGAAAAUGGGUGAGAGAGGAAUUGAACCGGAUAGAUAUACAUACAUGUCUAUGAUUAAUGGUCAUGUUGCAGCUGGCAACUCGAAGGAGGCAUUUCAGCUUCAUGAUGAAAUGAUUCAUAGAGGAUUUGCUCCUGAUGACAAAUUCUGAGAAAUGCUGGUAAUGGCAUUGUACCUUGCAAAUUGCCAGUGUCUUUUGAAUUCUUGCCUCCACAGAUAUUGUGAAUUCAAGGGGUUGAAGGAAGUUAUUGAUGUGAAAGUGUUCUCCCACGGGAACUUAUAUUGUGGGCGUGUUUUCUUCACCAAGGUCAAGGAAUGUUGCACAGAAGAAGCAUAGAAAAUCUUCUUAACCUCUCAGUUCCGUACUUGGUGAGAGAGACUACACAAAGUAUGGUAAUGCCUGAGCUGCAACUAUGGCCUCCAGAUUUCACAACGACUAAGCAAAAACCACUGCACAAAAAAAAGAUAGAAAAUUGACGAGGGUACUCAAUAUGUCCGUCCCCUUCAGUCAAAGCUCCAGAAGAGCAGCCAAAAGAACAUUGAAUGGGAAAAAUGAAUAAACGAACAUUGUAUAAAACUGCACAUGCCUUCAAGAAAUCUUCAUGGGUUUGGGCAUCUUCCUCCAGGAUUAUUCGGAUCAAAUGUGCAGCCGGAUGCCCCAGGCAUGGAUGUCAAGGACGCCGAGUUUCUUCCCUGGGGCUGUGGUUUCUCUCUCGGAACCCGGGAUGCAGCGAUGGGGGUGGCUUGUGCGCCCAGGACUAGGAUGAGAAUGAGAAUCAAGGGCAGAGCUUGUUUUCUUUGGAACAACAUAGAUGACAUUCUGGUAUCUUCUGAAGUUGUGUAUCAAAUUGAGAUGCCAGUAGGAAGCCGUACCGCUAUAUAGCCAAUUAGCCAUGUAGGAGCAUAUGCUUAGGCUUCCGCGUUUGGUUUCCUUGAGGCUCACGGUUUCGACGCGUUCAACAGUUAUACGCGGGAUAUUAGCAAGGUUGACCACUGCAAGAGUCGUCGACUCGCCGUGAACAAGUUCACAGAAAGGAGCUCUCUUCCACAAUGUAAUUUCUGAAGUACCAAGGGUUGUUUGGAUCCCCGGGCUAAACUUUAGUCCCUAUCACAUCGAAUGUUUAGAUACUAA
Messenger RNA from Setaria italica (foxtail millet), 3066 nucleotides. Its product is annotated as pentatricopeptide repeat-containing protein At5g01110. The record is from RefSeq and is a predicted model, not a curated record. Gene Ontology annotation, molecular function: protein binding. The transcript has 4 exons. NCBI's taxonomy places the organism in Eukaryota, Viridiplantae, Streptophyta, Magnoliopsida, Poales, Poaceae. The coding region runs from base 133 to 2085 and encodes 650 amino acids.